Molecule: messenger RNA, 1572 nt
Organism: Daphnia pulex (common water flea)
Lineage: Eukaryota; Metazoa; Arthropoda; Branchiopoda; Diplostraca; Daphniidae
Product: lamin-C-like
Exons: 12
Coding region: 252-1373 (373 amino acids)
Source: RefSeq, a predicted model, not a curated record
AUAUUUUCAAAUGUUGUGUCGAGCGGACGAGAUUGUUAAGGUGUUGCCGAUCGGCAUUAAUAUAGUUGUAUACCUACAAGCUAGAUUAAAAACACGUUAUUUGGGAGCAAAAAAGAAGAGUUGACUAAACAAAACUUUUUGGCACGCAACCCAACCGCCGUGAAUCGCAUAUAAAUACGACCGCCAGUUUCGCAUUUUCUUCAUUCGGCAUCGCAGAGUUCGCAAUCGAGUAAAUUAUCUGCUGAAUCGUCAUGAAGUACACGAUCCUUUUACUGUUGGCAUUUGUGAUGGGAUGCACCGCCCAGAGACCCAUGUAUUCCCCCGAUAGGUAUCCGGUUUUCCCCGUGCGUUUCACGCUGCCACGGUACCCGCACAACUAUGGUGCUGGUCGAUUCCCCAACACACAGACUGUCGGCGAUCAAUUUGAAUGUGAAAAGGAGUUGCAAAAGAUGAGCCAGCGGUUGACUGACACGAAUGACGCGAUUGAAACGUUGAAAAAGGAGCUGAAGGUCGAGAAUGAGCAACUCAAAAAAGAAUUGGCCGAAAUUAAAAAAAAUUCUGGGGGAAAUGUUUCAGAAUUUAAAAAGCAAUUGGACGAAACGACAGUCACUGUUGACACUUCCACCAGUGAAAUUUUGAAAAAGGAGCUGAAUGCAGAGAAUGAGCAAAUCCGAAAGGAGUUGGAAGACUUGAAGAAAACUGUAAACGAAAAUAUGGAAGAAACAAAAUUCAAAUUUGUCGCAAUGGAUGAACGAUUAUUCGCAACCGAAAUCAAUUUAACUGAGUCGAGUCAAAAACUUGUCUUCAUGGAGUUUGGGCUUGCGGGUCAGUCUCAAGUGCAAGAAUCGCUCUCGUUGAGCCUUGACCAAUUAAGUAAAGAAUAUACUACUAAAUAUGAGGGUAUGUUGAACCAAAUGGCGGCAGAUACCAAUCAACUAUAUUUUGACUUACAGAGUAGAUUGUCCGAAACCGAUAUGACAUUAAAGGAGACCGUGAAUAAAUUUGAAGAAUUUAAGACCAAGUUUGAAGAGAUUCAAACUGGCAAAAAUUCAGGCAAAAUUGAUUUAGUAUCUGGAAAAUUGGGGGAAAGAAAUUCAGCCAUCGAAAAUUUGAGGACGGAUUUCGAGGAAACUAAGCAAAACUUGGCGGACACAAAUUCAGCCCUUAAACAAUUGCAAGAAGAUUUCAAAGUUAGAGGACUUCCCAAAUCCAUCGGCAAAAUGCCGACAUCCUGUGCGGAUCUCAAACAAAUCGGAUACUUAAAAAGCGGAGUGUACUCCGUCAUGGGCGGAAAAAAUGUCCUUAACGUCUACUGCGAUUUCACGGUCGACGACAAAAAAAUGGAGAAGCUGAUCGGACCACCGUCCAAUUAAGACAAAAAAAAAGGCGAUCAUGUACACCACACUUCGGGCACCAUUUCUCUCUAUGACAACAACUACCAUCACUCGGACUUCUUUGGCUGGCUCAUCGAGAAAAUCAUGUCACAGAAAAAUGUGUCCCAACAUUUGAAAUCUUUAAUUUAAAAAUGGGGCUUGGGAAGCAAAUACAAAGAAAAAUUUCUUUAAAUGAAAA